AUGAGCCCGCCUCGAGAAAAAAGAUUCAAGGAAGAGGGUCGAGGUAAGAAGCCGAGCAAAGAAGAAGAUGAGUUCAUAGAACCAGAGUUUGACUGCAAUGUGAUUAGUGGAGCUUUUGGUGGAGGGGGUGAUACCAUGAAUGCCAGAAGGAAGUACUUAAGAGAAGUGCUCUCAAUACGAGAGCGGCCUAAGUUCAAAGAAACCGAAUCGGAGGCACCACUACUGUAUUUCACUAAGAAGGAGUUGGAGGAUGUAAUGCCGGGACACGUUGACAGGUUAGUUAUGACAGGAACGUUAGUCAAUUGUAAAGUCAAAAAAAUGUUCGUGGAUAACGGCAAUUGUGCCGACAUAUUCCUAUGGCAGGCAUUCCAGAAAAUGAACCUGGAUGAAGAAGAUUUGAAACCCUGCAACACGGCUUUGAUUGCAUUCAAUGGCCGUAACACUAUCCCUAAUGGAUACAUUGACCUGAGGCUUACUUUGGGAACAAAGGAGGCCUACAAGUCGGACUGGAUAAGAUUCAUAGUAGCUGAUUUCCCUUCGGAAUAUAACGUAAUUCUGGAAAGGCCAACUAUCCAUGAUUGGGAUAUGCUGGUUUCAACCAAGCAUCAGAAGCUCAAGAUAAUUGGCAAGCAGAACACGGUCAUCACCAUUGCUGGGGAUCAAAAAGAAUCCCGGGACUGCUACUUCAAGUCGGUUAGGGCAGUGAGUAAUGACUUUAAAAAUCCAGCCGGGGUGAACCCCGUCGGUAAGCAGGAUAGUUUAAGACAGAAAGGGCAGAAACCAAUUAAUAUGGUAGAAUUGGACAUGAGGGACGACACUCAGAUCCCGAGGCCGGAACCCGACGGAGAGCGGGAAGAGGUAAUCAUUGGACAGGAAACUCAAACAGCCAAGAUCGAAAAGGGGUUGGCGAAUGAGGACAAAGUCCGACUUACGGAGUGCCUAAGGAGGAACACAGACGUUUUUGCUUGGAAAUCCUCAGAGAUCCUUAGGGUGGACCCUGAUUUUUGUUGUCACAAGCUUGCGGUGUACCCAGGAUCUAAGCCGAUAGCUCAAAAGAAAAGAAAGGUCAGCGCGGAACGUCGGCAGGUGCUAGAAGAUCAUGUAAAGGAAUUGCUGGAAGCAGGGUUCAUCAGAGAAAUACAAUACACAACCUGGUUAUCCAAUGUGGUGAUGGUAAAGAAGCCAAAUGGGAAAUGGAGGGUGUGUACGGACUACACAGAUCUGAAUAAAGUAUGUCCUAAAGAUGCAUACCCCAUGCCCAAUAUAGAUCAGCUUGUUGACAACUCAUCCGGUUUCCAUAUGCUAUCCUUCAUGGAUGCAUAUUCGGGGUAUAAUCAAAUCCCACUACACCCUGAAGACCAAGAAAAAACUGCCUUCAUCGCAGAAAAGGCAAAUUAUUAUUAUAAUGUAAUGCCUUUUGGACUGAAAAACUCAGGGGCCACCUACCAAAGAAUGAUAAAUCAGGUAUUCGCGGAUCAGCUUGGCCAAAUUGUGGAAGUCUACAUAGAUGACAUGAUUGUUAAGUCAAUUAACUCACCAGUUCAUACUGAGGAUCUGGAGCAAACCUUCCAGAAACUAAGGUAG
Messenger RNA from Gastrolobium bilobum, 1584 nucleotides. RefSeq lists its product as uncharacterized. The transcript has a single exon. The record is from RefSeq and is a predicted model, not a curated record. NCBI's taxonomy places the organism in Eukaryota, Viridiplantae, Streptophyta, Magnoliopsida, Fabales, Fabaceae. Bases 1 to 1584 code for a protein of 527 amino acids.